Teleopsis dalmanni is the source of this 6529-nucleotide messenger RNA. It is a transcript of the gene X11Lbeta, whose product is annotated as homeobox protein 13. Lineage: Eukaryota; Metazoa; Arthropoda; Insecta; Diptera; Diopsidae. Bases 22 to 6408 code for a protein of 2128 amino acids. The transcript is spliced from 12 exons. Gene Ontology annotation, molecular function: protein binding. The record is from RefSeq and is a predicted model, not a curated record. Gene Ontology annotation, biological process: chemical synaptic transmission. Gene Ontology annotation, cellular component: cytoplasm; dendritic spine; plasma membrane.
UUCAGUUAAUUGGCAUCAAUAAUGGUAAGCACAACAUUGACAACAAUAGCUGCUGGACAACCAACAACGAGUAGCUCAAACCAAAAUCAUCAUCAUCAGUCAUCGGCAACGUCAACCGCAAACAAUACUAAUUAUCAGAGAUCUACAGCGUUACACCAACAACAGCAACAACAACAACAGCAGCAGCAACAGCAGUACUACAAUUCCUCACAACAGCAUCAUUCAUCAACGCUACCAACAGCUUCGGUAGUGCGUAAUAGUUACUAUUACAACUCGUUAGCAUCGAAUGGUGUUCCCAACAGUAUUGUAAAUAGUAGUAGCAGCAACAAUUUAAACAGUUACAACCACAAUAGCGAAACUACAAUUAAAUCAGCAAACGUCACACCAGCCGAGAGUAACCACAAUACACAGCUUCACUACCAGCGACCUUCAACGCUUUGCAACGGCAAGGGCAGCAACAUCACCACAACAGUAACUGCUGGAACAACAGUAUCAACACCCACUGCAGCAGCUGAAACCGCAAAAUCCGAUCAAACCACAAAAUCGAAAUACAAUGAAGCAAAUAAGUCAGCUGUAAAUUUAUCACAAACUCUACUCUCAGCCUCGCCUCCGCUUAACGAUCAAAUAUCAUUGCUCUUUCCUAAGUGUCGUCCUAAGCAUACGGCAACAAAUAGCAAUAAUAACUUAAACAUCAGUCACAAUACUAAUGGGAGCGACACAGCAGAUACUAAUUUAAGUUAUCAUUUAACUGAAAUAAAUCUUAACGGUGCAAAAACGACUAACUCAUUAAGUGAGUCGAAUUGUAGAAGCCCUCCAAUAGUCAAAACACCAGCACCAGCAACAACAACAAACACAACAACAAUAUACGAAAGUAAAGCAUCACCUGAAGCGGCAACAACAAAGACAUUUGCUCCCAAUUAUUAUAAGAGCGUAAAUAUAAUAACGCAGUCACCGCCGCCGCCAUCAACAUCUUCAGUAUCAUCCGAAUCGUUGUCUUCAGUAACACCAAGAAUAUCAACUAAUCCCUUUUUGUGUAACAAUUUGACAAACGGUGAUACAUUGAGUACAUCAACAGCUGCUACGCACAAAUUUGAAGAGCCUGGUAACAAUAUUGUGAGCAACGAGAACGAUAACGACGACGAAGAAGAAUUGCCUGUACCGACAUAUACGAGCUUCUAUUAUCAUACAAGUAAUUUAGCUAACGAACUACGAGGGCAACGUGAAGAUAGACGCACUUACGAAAUGCCACGUAAACGUACAAACUACAACAAUCAUCAUCAUGCUCAUCAUACAAACUCACAGCAACAGCAGCAACAACAACAACAGCAACAGCAAUCACCACAACAAUAUACGCAUUUGUCACAAACACAAAUGAUUGGGACUGUCAAUCACCAACAACACCAACAACUCAACGGCAGUUCAAAUCAAAAUCCUUUUAUUAAAGAUAAUUAUUGGGAGACACGGCACAAUAUAACAGCUAGCAAUGUACUCAAUUCACCGACCGACUAUAGUGGCAACGAAAUUGAAAUACCGGCAACAGCACAACCGUCAACAACAAGACGUGCAUACCAUCAACAAACAUAUAAUGGCAAUAAUAAUGGCAGCAAUUAUAUGUCACGUCAACAACAACAGCACCAACACCAACUCCAACAACAACAACAUCAUAUACGCGUUGGUCGUAGUCCUGUGAAUCACAGCCAAUAUCAUCAACAACAGCAACAACAACAACAGCAACAAACUGAAACAAGUAAACGUUCAAAUGACCAUCAUUUGCUGAGCCAACAACAAACGCAAACACAAACAGUGCCAGGUGGCAUCGAAGGAGUAACACAGCUCGUUAAUCAGUAUUUGUAUGGCAGCAAAAGCAAGGACCAGCAGCACCAACAACAGCUUCAACAAAAACAUCAACAGCAGCAAAUGCAGCAGCAACAACAGCCAGUGGAUGUACAACAGCAACAACAUGUCGGUGUCAAUAUAUGGGAGAAACGCGAAAAAUUAGAGCGUGAAAGUCGGGAACGUGAUAGAGAACAGCGUGAACAACGCAAAGUAUACGUGGAUAAAGAAAGGGAAUGGGAAAGGGAAAGAGAAAGGGAAAGAGAUAGAGACAGAGACCGAGAUAGGGAACGUGAAAAAGAUUGGGAUAGAGACCAGGAAAGGGAUAGAGAUAGAGAGAGAGAGCAUAUACGAAAUGAGCCUGAUAAUGUGCAUGAUAUACGUAAUGUAACACAACAGCAUCAACACUAUCAACAAAAACAGCAACAACAACACCAUCAACAACAGCAACAACAGCUGCAGCAGCAACACCAUCAACAAAAGCAGCGCAGUAAUGUUGAAGGCCGUUUAUCGUUGAUUGCCAACAAUGAAGUUGCCGUCUUCGAUGAAAUCACAGAAAGUUGGAAAAAUUUGAGAGUAACAACCGACCCGAGUGCCACUAGAAAUACUCCAGCUACAACAGCAACUGUAACAGUUACAGCAACUGCUGCCGCCACAACACCCACAGCACAGCAAGCAUCCUUGACACUGGCUGAUAUUAAAGAUGCAAAACCUGAAGUCAACAGUUAUGAGAAUGAAACUGCAGUAUUGUACAAGGAUCAUAAAAGAUACUUAGACCGCAACUAUGCAACAAUAACUGCAGAGACGCGUCAUGGUAUUAUAGAGUAUGAAGGUUCACCACGUCGCAUUGGACAAGUUUCAGCUGGCAAUGCCAACGAAGAUGAGCACAUACAAGCAAACAAAGAUACAACAGCACAAAAGUCAAAGGCUGCAUCGUAUUAUGUGUCUACGUCUGUUAACUCAAACUCACCGCAACAGUAUCCGGCUAGACCAGGUUUUCCGCAACGCAUAAUUUCGCCACCGCGUGAAACGUCUCCGCCAAUAAUGAUGCUUCAAUAUAACAGUAACAAUGUGAACAACAUCAACAACGGGAAACAGUUACUACAACAACACCAGCAGCCACAACUGCAAAAUAAUUCCCAAUCGCUGCCACAACAACAAUCUCCAACUGAUAACAAUGCCGAGGAUACCAGUAAUGACGUUUCUGAAAUUGGCACAAUUUCCGAUCUGACCACACCGGAUGGUGUAUCUGCUGCUAUAAUUGCAGCAACAUCGACAAAUGUUGAGUUAACAGCAACGGCGCCAGUAACAGCAAUAGCAGCACCAACAGCGGCAGCAGCAACAACAACAAUAGCAACAAGCACCAGUAUAUUAAGCAUACCUACAAAGUCAUCAACCUUUGAUUACCUUUAUGAGUUCUCCGAGACACGAAAGGUGCUUGAAGAAUUUUUCAAGUGUCCAUCGAACGAUGAAAAACCAAUUGAAAAUGGCAGCGAUAUUGACAGCAUUGAUAUUCAGUAUGAGUUUCACAGCAACUUGGAUUGUGAUGAUGAGGACGAACAUGAAGAGGAGGAAGACGAAGUUGACGAUAUUGAAAAUGAGGAUUUGCGACAAAAUUUACAACGGCAAGAACAACAAAAACGACAGGACUUGCAAAUACAAAAUAAUCACAAUCAGCAUCAGCAGCAAUAUCAACAACAACAACAACACCUACAGCAACAGCAAUCGGAACAUAUAUCAACACAAUCUGAAUACUCGCAAUAUUCACAACAGAAUCACAACAAUUCAUGUGCUAUGAACAAUCAUCGCCGUCAUUUCACUGGUAGUCCGCUGAUGCGUGAUUUUGAUUUCUUUUUGGAUUCGGCCAGCCGCAGCAGUGGUGAACAGAUUGACCAACAAGAUGGCAUCAAUCACAAUCAAUUGGAUAACAGACACAAUAACUAUCGUUAUUCUCCUGAAACAACUGAUUACGAUUCCAACUGUGGUGACUUGGAUAGUCUUUCGGGUGAAAUGAAUGGAGUUUCCACUUCCUGCUCUAAUUAUGCUAAAUAUUACGCUUCUAGUAUGCCCGUUCUAGAAGAUGGUCUUUCAUCUGGUCACACUUCCGAUACUGAGAAUAAUAAUAAUAUUAAUAAUUUGCAACAACCGCAACAGAAUUCAGCCAUACAUCAUACACCAAUCGGUGGCGGCAUUUCCAUGUUAAUGGAUAUGAAACGAAUAUCCACAAAUAACAGCAUUAAUAGCAUGAACAAUAUGAUGUCAACUACUACUGACAGUAGCGAAAAACGUAGCGCAUUAUCUCCAAGCAUAAUACAUGAUAAUUUUAUACAUAAAAAUGAUAGCCCAGUUAAUGGUAUAAAUGAAGAUUCUGGUCGGGAAUCUGUUCGAUCCAGACGUGAUAAUCGAGAUUUGCGCGAACCACAUGAUCGUGAAAUACUUGGACAAAGUCCAACUAAAAAUAAUAAUAGCAACAAAGUUUUUAAGAACAUUGAUCCCGAGCUGGAUUCACUAUAUUCCAUAAGUGUAUUUCAUCGUCCUGAUAUGGUACAAAUGACGCCACCACCACCAGCGCCUGCACCUCAUCGCAAGCCUAAUAUUAUUAAUGGAGAACAGGACAUCCUACAACCAACACCAUACAAAGAAUUAUGUUCUGGAACAAAUGCGACAUCUCCAACAGCUAAACCUGUUACAUCUGUGGCAACAGUCAUUAGCUCAAACAUAAAUCGCUGUAAAGCUACACAAAGCACUGCAGCAACUACUCAACAAACUAUUUCGACAAGUCGUAGCAUACACGCUCAACCGCCUCCAAUACCAGAGCGUAACUUGCAGCGUUCACCUUCACCUGUGAUGAAUUCUCCAGUCUGGCUGGCACGUCAUUUAGACAAUAGUGCCAAUAAAAGUUUAUUAGAAUCAUCUUCAGAGAAUCAUUCCAAAAAUUUAAGCGCUGAUGAAGAUGAUGUAGAUACCGACUUAGAAACAGAUCGUCUGUUAGGACAUCAACGACUUGACGAUCAGGGCUACUACGAUGAAAAUAAGUCUUGGGAGCGUAAACCACGCUCAUUAUUAUCAAAAAUCUCACCAAAACAACAAAUACCAAGCACAAAAACACGUAAUGGCUAUAAUGCAUUACUCUCAUCCACACCGGAAAUCCCACCGCCCAUUCCACCGAAAAACUCAUCAAAUAAAUUACUUGAUAUUGGCGGCUCUAUGUCAUCAUCUGAACAUAUCGAUAAAUCGCCUAUGAAGUCAAUUGAUGUACAAGACUGUGUUGUAACUAUGGGCAGUCCAGUUGGUUCGGAUGGUUCUGCUUGUAUGAGUGGUAGCUCUAAGAAGGACGUCGAUCUCGUUGGUAAUACGAAUGGUAGUCAAAAUUGUAAUACCAGCGUAACUAGCAACAAUGUGAGUUCUAAUAAUACGAGCGGCGAGAAGAAAGUCAAAAAGAGUAAGAACAAAGAAGGUGGCGCAGUGCUUAUCGAAGGUGUGCUUUUCCGUGCGAAAUAUUUGGGCUCUACGCAAUUGGUAUGUGAAGGACAACCUACUAAAUCCACACGCAUGAUGCAAGCCGAAGAAGCUGUCUCCAGAAUUAAAGCAUUGGCUCCCGAUGGUGAUGUCCAGCCUAGCACUGAAGUGGAUCUAUUCAUAUCAACAGAAAAAAUAAUGGUGCUAAACACAGAUUUAAAAGAAAUUAUGAUGGAUCAUGCGUUACGUACUAUAUCCUAUAUAGCAGAUAUUGGUGAUUUGGUAGUUUUGAUGGCACGACGACGCUUUGUACCACAAGACAUAGAUGAUGCACCCAAACCGAAUAGAACACCAAAAAUGAUAUGUCAUGUGUUUGAGAGUGAUGAGGCACAAUUUAUAGCACAAUCAAUAGGACAAGCUUUUCAAGUAGCUUAUAUGGAGUUCCUUAAAGCUAAUGGAAUUGAGGAUCAUAGUUUUGUUAAAGAAAUGGACUAUCAAGAAGUACUCAAUAGUCAAGAAAUAUUCGGUGAUGAAUUGGAAAUAUUUGCAAAAAAAGAAUUACAAAAGGAAGUUGUGGUACCAAAAGCAAAAGGUGAAAUACUUGGCGUUGUUAUUGUGGAGAGUGGAUGGGGUUCAAUGCUGCCAACUGUGGUUAUAGCGAAUUUAAUGUCAUCAGGUGCAGCUGCACGUUGUGGUCAACUAAAUAUUGGCGAUCAGUUGAUUGCUAUUAAUGGACUUAGUCUGGUAGGCUUGCCGCUUUCAACUUGUCAAACGUAUAUUAAGAAUACGAAAAAUCAAACUGUCGUCAAAUUUACAGUAGUGCCCUGUGCACCUGUAGUGGAAGUGAAAAUUAAAAGACCAAACACAAAGUAUCAACUUGGAUUUAGUGUGCAGAAUGGAGUGAUUUGUAGUUUAUUACGAGGGGGAAUUGCUGAACGUGGUGGUGUCCGUGUAGGUCACCGAAUUAUUGAAAUCAAUAAUCAAAGUGUGGUCGCGGUACCACAUGAAAAAAUUGUUAAUUUAUUGGCGACAUCUGUAGGAGAGAUUCUUAUGAAGACAAUGCCAACCUCAAUGUUCCGAUUAUUAACCGGCCAGGAAAAUCCGAUUUAUAUAUAAAUAUUGAGUAAAUGUAAUUAUAAUUAUUAAUUGUAAUGAACUCUUUAUUAUAGACAUUACUAUAUAAACAUUUAGUCUAUGUAAGUGAUUAGAAAAGAAAAUGUAAAGGUAAACUGUUAAC